Messenger RNA from Penicillium nucicola, 1071 nucleotides. Its product is annotated as putative G-patch domain protein. Gene Ontology annotation, molecular function: nucleic acid binding. Gene Ontology annotation, cellular component: kinetochore. The transcript is spliced from 2 exons. NCBI's taxonomy places the organism in Eukaryota, Fungi, Ascomycota, Eurotiomycetes, Eurotiales, Aspergillaceae. The record is from RefSeq and is a predicted model, not a curated record. Bases 1 to 1071 code for a protein of 356 amino acids.
AUGUCCGACGACGAUGAUUACAUGUCCAUGGUGAUAGAGGAGCCCAAGCAGAAAGAGAGCUUUACCCAGAAAAAGCGCCGCGAACAACGCGAGGCUGAAGCCCGAGGCAGAGUCCCCUCCAAGGCAGAACGCGCCGCACAAGAAGCCGCUCGUCGCGAUGAAGCUCUGGCGACCAGCACUCUCAACCCUACCAACAAGGGUUUCCAGAUGAUGGCCAAGCUUGGUUUUAAGCCUGGCGAAUCACUUGGAAAACGCGCACCCAUCCUUGAUACAGAGACCACCUCCGACUCGGAUAAAGCGCGUUCUGAACCGCUAAAUCUUAUUUUCAAAGAGAAUCGCGGAGGUAUCGGACUGGAUACAGAAAAAAAACGCAAGAUACGCGAGGAAGCUGAAGAGGCAGUUAAAAAGGUGAAGCAUGAGGAGGGCACUUAUCGGGAUCGCGUCCGCGAAGAGCGUGAGUUGAAACGGACCGAGGCGCAAGUGCGCGCUGCGCAGAAGGUCGCGGAGAGGCUGGAGGCUGAGGCUGAGGCUGAAGCUGAGACAACGACUGAGAAUGGAGACGGGGGGAAGCAGAAGCAGAAGUCUACCGGAAACGAAGAGGACUCUGCUGAAGAGCCUCACGGUGACAGUGAGCCAGCAUCCGGCGCCGCGCCCAAAAAGCCAGUCCCUAUCAAACCCACCUCUCAGAUCAACGUCCUUUACCGCGGUCUUGUCCGUGAGCGCGAAGAACGCGAUCGCGACCGUCAAAGCCGCCAUGCCCUCCAGUCAUCGCUCCCAUCAUCUUUCUUCCCCAGAGCGCGGCUGCCAGAAUAUGACGAUCCGACGAUGGACCGCGAAGACAAAAAGGCCCUUGGGCAAGUUGACCAAACUACAUCUGCGCUGGAGAUCGAGCUCGAGGAAGAGGACGAAGAACUUGAUGCUUUCAAUGCCCUCGAGCCUGCUGAACAGCUAGCAAAACUCGUCCUAUUUUUGCGCGAGAAGUACAGGUAUUGCUUCUGGUGCAAAUAUACCUAUGAGACGGAUGAAGACUUGGAGGGCUGUCCUGGCCUCACGGAGGAGGAUCACGACUGA